This is a messenger RNA of Nycticebus coucang (slow loris), 5304 nucleotides long. It is a transcript of the gene ZNF19, whose product is annotated as zinc finger protein 19. NCBI's taxonomy places the organism in Eukaryota, Metazoa, Chordata, Mammalia, Primates, Lorisidae. The transcript is spliced from 3 exons. Gene Ontology annotation, cellular component: nucleus. The coding region runs from base 3162 to 4472 and encodes 436 amino acids. The record is from RefSeq and is a predicted model, not a curated record. Gene Ontology annotation, biological process: negative regulation of transcription by RNA polymerase II. Gene Ontology annotation, molecular function: RNA polymerase II cis-regulatory region sequence-specific DNA binding; DNA-binding transcription repressor activity, RNA polymerase II-specific; DNA-binding transcription activator activity, RNA polymerase II-specific.
GUUGAUCCCUCAAGUCAUCCUUACAGAGAUCUGAUUUGUAGAAAAUGUGGCGGGAGGAUGUUGGAGGUGAUUUUGGCAGGUCUUAGAGCCAAAGCAGUAGGAAGACCCGUGUUGACUUCAGUAGGAGUGGAUGCUAGGGAAAGAGCUGAUAGUCACUGAGCAGCCAGACAUAGGGCUAGUGAAGGUAGAGACAGGAGAGAGUGUUCUGGAAGCACUAUAGCAUCCAGUAUGCUGAGGAUCUCUGGGGGCCAGAAGGUACUCAGAUUCAGUAGCUCCCAGCCACAGAGGGAUUGGUGAGAAUGAAGGACUCAGGCUGGUGAUGAAGGGAUCCUGGAUAUGGUGGAGUAAUCAAGAUCAGCAAGGGGAUGAUCCCCUUCCUGGGAAGGGGUAGCAGAGGGAUGGCAGGAAGAAGACAAGAAAAGGGGGGCCUGUACCAUUUGUUCUCCAGAAGAAAGAAGUUUGGGCAUUAUAGUCAGGGAGCACAUAUCCUUCUCGAGGUCAGGGCAGCUGGCUGAGCAAGGCAGUUGACUGUCAUGGUAAAACCUAUACUAGGCCAGGACACCCUGAAGUUAGGGAGUCCAUUAAACCUCAGCGGCAUGGUGACCUUGAAUUCGUCACGUAACCUCUUUGCAUCUUAACUGGCUUCAUUUGUAAAGUGAACAUAAGUACUUUGCAUUUUGGGGCCAGGGAAAUUUAUUUCUUGAAGGUAUUUCAUUUUUUGAGACGAAGGAGUUGCUGGAUAUUGCUUUAUCAUUUCUUCCUUUCUGAGAUUUUCUUAUCCAGUAACUUAGCAUCCAUGAACCAUAUCCCAAGUCCCAAUGCCAGAUUCUCAACAUCUGUCACGUUUUUCUACCUGACUGCCCGACUACUUCCUCUUCCUUUUAGCUCUGACCCUUGUCUGAUUUUUCUGCAAGUCACUGACAUCACUGUAUCAUGGCCUGAUCCUUCAGUUUCUAGAUUGCUGGUAAUUGUUGGCUGUGUUCUCCCUGGAUACCACUGUCAGCCACCAAGUCAUAUUGUUUCUGCCUAUAAUUUCUUCCACUUGUCCUGUCUUACAUCACCUCCAUUUAAGGUUUGUUAUUCUUUGGGAUUUUGCUUGCAGAGCUUCCCAGGUAGUUUCUCUCUGUACAGAUGUGCAUCUUCCUAUGAUUUUGUACUGGUCACCUGAUAACCACUCAGUUUUCUGAGCCUUUUUAUCCUCUAAUCCAGGGUUUUCUAACUUUGGUGUGCAUCAAAAUAACUGGAGGGCUCAUCAAACCAUAGAUUACUGUCAGCACUGGUCCUGAGAAUUUGCCUUUCUAACAAGUUCCUAGUGGGGUUGCUCCUAUUUCUGUGGUUGGGGACCACACUCUGAGAACCAGUGUUGUGUGGUUAUUUAUUCAGGAGUUGAACAGGUGAAGUUGUCAGCCUGGGCAUAGGGUGGAUUCAUUGUGGGACGAGCCUGGAAUUGGAGUUGUUCAAGUGUCCCCAGCUGUUGAACUAGUGUACUGAUUGUACCAUUGUGAGGAAGAAUCAUAUUCCAGAAAUAUUUAGAUGAUAAAAUUGGCAGGACUUGAUUACUGACUGCUUGUCAGCAAUAGUAGUGUCAGGGGUGAGAAAGUCUAAGAUGAAUCUCGAGUUUCUAGCAUUGGAGACUGGGCUGAAAUUGAUAUUGUUAAUGAGUGAGGAGAAUAAUUGUCACUUACUGCGCUGAUUAGUUUAUAUGAAUUAGAAAGGGAGCCAGUUUGGGGGAAAAUGAGUUUGGUGUUGGGACAUUCAGAGGCUGAGGCAGUGCUGGGAUGAAGGGGCAAGUGGAGAUGUGCAGAAUCACUGAGGGCCCAGGGAGCCGAGUUUGAUACCAAAGUCUGAGGAGUGGAUAGUGGUUCUCAACAAGAUGCUAGAACUGUCUGGGAAGGUAGAGUUGGGGCCAUCAGGAAGGGGAAGGAGUGGCUAUUGAGACAGCAUGAGGCUUGGUUGGCAGAAGCUAUUACCAAUUGUUUUGGAGGUAGAAGGAUCAGCCCCGAGUAGGCGCCAUGGCUCACACCUGUAAUCCUAGCCCUCUGGAAGGCUGAGGCAAGAGGAUAGCUUGAAGCCAGCCUGAGCAAGAAUAAGAUCCUGUCACUAUAAAAAAUAGAAAAAUUAACCAGGCUUGGUAGCUCAUGUUACUCAGGAUAUUGAGGCAGGAGGAUCACUUCAGCCCAGGAGUUUGAGGUUGCUGUUUGCUAUGAUAAUGCCACUGUACCCUUGCCUGGGCAACAGAGGAGGCUUCUGUCUCAAUAAUAAAAAAUAAGUAAAUAAUAAGCCCCUAAAAGAGCUACCCAGCAGCAGGAAUUAAAUUACAGAAGCUUUUUGUCCUAGGAAGACCUGGCAAGAAGCAGAGUGGAUGCCUCAGCUGGCUCUGAGCUGUCUCUGCUGGGUAUUCUUGAGCACAGGCAGCACAGCCCCUUAUUCAAGCAUUGGUGUGGAUUGGAUGAGACAGCUGAUCAGGGCAAACCAUGCUCUGUUCUUGCUAUGUGGGCAUGAUGUUUGGGACAGAGUGAGCACUUGUGGAACAGAUGGAUUGGCUGGGCACUUGGAGCAGCAAGGCCACUUGAAGCUAAUUGCUCACUUUACAAUGAAAGACUGAAAGUACAAGUAUUUGCAGAAUCAGAGAUUUUUCUGUAGGAUGUUUAACUAAUGGGAGACUUUUUUCCAGGGUUUUCAAAAUGUUAAGUUACAUUUCAUGACAAAUUUUGCGUCCUAAUGGAAGCUCUGCUGUAGAGAAGUUUCAGACUUUUGGUGGUAGAAAUAGCCAUGCCGAAUAUUCAGUUCUUUCACCUUCCUCAUUACUCACCCUCGCAGCAUCCUCACUCAGGCCCUUAUUACUAUCCCCUCUGCCCCACACUCUGGCCCGGAGCCAGAGGAUUGGCUCUGGGGCAGCGGGAACCUAUUGUUUUAGGAGUUGGUGACCUUCGAGGACGUGGCUGUGUACUUCACCCUGACAGAAUGGGCUGGCCUUUCUCCUUCCCAGAGGGCCCUAUACAGAAGUGUGAUGUUGGAGAAUUAUGAGAAUUUGACUACUGUGGGUAAGGUCAUUUUCCUCCUGCAACUUAAAUCUGUACUUUCUGGUUUCCUUCUUUUCCUUUUACAGGCUGGGGAUGUGGUGUGGACUAGGAGGAAUUGUCUCUGAUGUUCUCCACUGAAUGGCUUCUGCACUGAGGCUCAGUGACCAGCUUCAGAGAUUGCAGGAUAGGGAGAGGUCUUGGGUCAGUUUGAUCUCAACGAAGGGAUUUGCUAUCUUUGGAUACCCAGUUCCCAAACCUGUACUGAUCUCACUUCUGGAGGGAGGACCCUGGGGCCUGGAGGCACAGGUUGAACCCACUGCAGAGAGGACUAGGGACAUCUGUAAAGAUGCUAAGACCAGCAUUGAUAAGGAGUCCACAUCAACACAAGGCAUUUCUGGAGAAAGGGACGUGAUAACGUCAUGUGGGCUGAAGAAGAGUGUUCCUCAGAGAAUUGACUUCCCAGAAGCAUGUGAGGUGGAGAAGCACCAGGAAAUCCCCACAGUGAAAACUAUUCGAGAGAAGGUUCCAAGAAUCCACUGUGCAAGGAAACGUUUCGUAUGUGAGGAGUGUGGGAAACGCUUCAUCUAUUUUUCUUGCUAUGUUAGACACCAGAUAACUCACACGGGGGAGAAACCCUUUAAGUGUAGUAAGUGUGGAAAGGCCUUUAAUGGCAAUUCUUCAUUAAUUCGCCACCAGAAGAUCCAUGCUAGAGGGACACCCAGUCAGUGUGAGGAGUGUGGGAGAGCCUAUACUUAUAGUGCUAAUCUGAUCAGGCAUCAGAGGACCCACAGUGGGGACAGACCGUAUACGUGCCAGGAGUGUGGAAAUAGUUUCUCCCAUAGUUACGGGUUUUUUACACAUCAGAGGAUCCACAUAGGGGAGAAACCUUAUGAGUGUAACAAGUGUGGAAAAACUUUUGCGGGUAGUUCACCACUAAUUGAGCAUCAGAAGAUCCACAUUGGAGAGAAACCCUAUGAGUGUAGUAAGUGUGGCAAAAGCUUUGGAAGGACUGCCCAUCUUAACCAGCACCAGCGUAUUCACACAGGGGAAAAGGCUUAUUCUUGUAAAAUAUGUGGACAAGCCUUCACUUUUCGUACACAACUAAUGUGGCACCAGAGGAUGCACAGUGAGAAGAAACUGUUUGAUUGUGUCAGUUGUGGAAAAGCCUUCAGUGCUCAGAAACAAUUAAAAAGGCAUCUAAGAAUUCAUGUUCAAGAGUCUUCCAGUGUAUGUGAUGAGUGUGGAAAAGUCUUUACCAAUAAAGUAAGUCUUCUUCAGCAUCAGAGAAUCCAUACUGGAGAAGAAUCUUACGAGUGUAGCAAGCAUGCAACAGCCUUUCAGACUUCUUCCCAGCUAGUUCACCUUGAGCAUGUCCACUCUGCAGAGAAGCCUAUUCUGGACAUUCGUCAUUUUGGCCUUCCGGAAUUUUUUACCCCUUUUUACUGGUAAUAGUGCUUCAGUUUCCUUUUAGAUUCCAUCUUCCAUUCAGGAGUAGAAUGGGUGACACAGGCCUGGCUCAGUCUCAGAUCCUGCCCUCAAGCCACAGUUACUGGUUCAGAUGUCAGUAGGUGACCCAACAUGGUCCAAUAAAAGUACCAGGACUUGGUAAGAACAAGAGCUUGUAGGAAGAAGCACUCUUUCUUCUUUUUCUUUUUUUGCCAUUGGUUUUAAAGCUAGGAAGAGUAGGUUUUCAUGGAGGCUGAGAAUAAAGUCAGCACAGCAAAAGAGAUACCUGAGAGUUGAAGAGCAAUCAAAGGUUGAAGAUACUGUUUGAAUGGCUACAUUAAACCACAUCUGGAGCUGUAAAUACAUGUGGGUUUUUGAAUUUCAGUAGCCAAUAAAUUUGUUCUGUUUUUUGCUUAGGCAAGUCUGAGUUAGGUUUUCUUUCCCUGAACCAGCAUUUUGACUUAUACAGAACAUUAUCAGUGUAAAAUUUAAACAUCUUCAGGGCGGCGCCUGUGGCUCAAAGAGGUGGGGCGCCGGCCCCAUAUGCGGGAGGUGGUGGGUUCAAACCCAGCCCUGGCCAAAAACCGCAAAAAAAAAAAAAAUUUUAAACAUCUUCAGGGAUAACAUUUCUGAUGGUGGAGAAAUGUCUUAUGUGUAUGAUAUGUGGGAAAGUCUUUAGUUAGAGUCAUGAUAGCCCCCAAACCUUAUGAUUGUAAUGAGAUUGGGAAAUCCAUUGCAAUGUCGGAAAGCCCAGUCUACAUUGGGAUACCACCAGUGGGUAGAAAUUCUAAGUUCUGUAAUAAAAAUUUUGAUGUUACCGCAAAUCCGUAUCAGU